Manis javanica (Malayan pangolin) is the source of this 1382-nucleotide messenger RNA. NCBI's taxonomy places the organism in Eukaryota, Metazoa, Chordata, Mammalia, Pholidota, Manidae. The record is from RefSeq and is a predicted model, not a curated record.
UGAGGAUCUGGAAUACAUUUACAAUCAACUGAGAACGAUAAAAGUGAGGGGCAUGGCUGGGCUCCUGGACAAGCUUCAGAGCAGCUACUUCCCAGCUUUUCAAGCCAUGUUCAGAGAUGUCGUUGCAGCUCUGGCAGAGGCGCAGGACAUCCACAUGCACCUGAGGCCACUCCACCACCACCUGGAAGCCCUCGAGAGCAUGGAGUUUCCCGAGGUGAAGCCACGGCUUCAGCCUCUCCUCCACGUGGUCUGUCUCAUUUGGGCCACGUGCAAGUCCUACCACUCCCCAGGGAGGCUCAUGGUGCUGCUCCAGCAGACCUGCAACCUUCUCAUCCAGCAGGCCUCUAAUUAUCUCAGCCCAGAAGACCUCUUGAGAAGUGAGGUGGAAGAAAGUCAGAGGAAACUGCAGGUCGUUGUGGACACCUUGAACUUCUUCAAGCAGGUGUUUCAGGACCGAAGGGAGAAUCUCCAUACUUACUUUAAAGAGAACCAGGAAGUGAGGGAGUGGGAUUUCCCAUCUGCUUUGGUCUUUGUGCAUGUGGACGGCUUCCUGGGACAACUGCUCAUGGUGCAGGAUCUUCUGAACACAACCUUGGACUUCCACAAACUGGGAAAGCUUGAAUUUAGUGGCAUCAGAGGGAAAGCCCUGAGUCAGCAGAUUCAGCAAAUGUACGAGGAAUUUCAAGAGAUGUACAGGGUCUUCUCAGAAUCUUCUUAUGACUGCUUGGACCCCCAAAGCACGGAAUUUGAAAAUGAUGUGUCUGAAUUUAACCAGAGAGUAGAAGAUCUCGACCGAAGACUGGGGACUAUCUUUAUUCAGGCCUUCGAUGACGCGCCCAGUUUGGAGCAUGCCUUUAAGCUCAUAGACAUAGCAGGAAAGCUCCUUGAAAGAACACCAGUAGCACAGGAUGUAGCUGAUAAAUACCUGGUGCUCAUCCAAAUGUUCAACAAAGACCUGGAUGCAGUGAGAAUAAUCUACAGUCAGCAUGUCCAGGAGGAGGCAGAAUGUGGGUUCUCCUCAGUGCACAAGAACAUGCCCACUGUGGCCGGGGGUCUCCGCUGGGUGCAGGAACUGAGACAACGCAUCCAGGGACCCUUCACCAACUUUGGAUGCAUCACACAUCCUUGCAUGGAAUCAGCUGAAGGAAAGUGCAUGAUACAAAAAUAUGAAGCGAUGCUCUCCUUGCUGGAAAAGUAAGCACUUCUGGGAUUGUCUUGUUCUGCAAAUUGCACAGGCCCUGUGAUGCCUUUUGCAGUCCCAAGUUGGUUCAGAUCCUCAUUGGCUGUGAAAUGUCACCUGUGUUUUAAGUUAUAAACCCAAUAUCUGUGAGUACAGUGCUUCUGGCUUGCAGACACAGGGCCUCUGGGGAAUGCAGCUCUAU